AAACAAGGUUCAUAAGAAGUGGUUCCGGAGAUAAAGACUUUCCUUCCGUGCUAAAGAGAAUUGAAGAAUAAACAAACAAUAUAGCUCUAAAAACAAACCCUAUUUAGAGACGCAAGGGGUUGGUGGAAUGUGGUGGAACUCCACAGGAUUACACACAGUAUGCAGAGCAAGCUGUGACUGAGUACCAGUCCACAUUGACAUCAACGAACCUAAAUUAGCAAAAGCGUCUGGUCCUCUAACUACCAUGGGGAAAAAGGCUGCAAAACUAGAACAAAAUUCGUGGCCGAUGCAGCUUGCUGCUUAGCAAAAGUCUCAAGCAAUUGCUAUGUUGUAAACACAGUGAAUGUUACGUGACAAUUUGUGGCUAGUUGAAGUUGGGUGCAACCAAUCGGAAGAGCUGUUGCACCGACUGAUGUGAUGAUGUAUUUAUGAGGAAUGGGUGGCUCAUGUCAUAGUGUUCGUAUCGAGUCCAAGUCGUAUUGGUAUAGACCAAGUCUAACAUAGACCCGAAGCGGAAGCAGACGAGAAAUUCUCAAAUCUUUUAUCGAUUAAAAUCAAUUUUUAGGACAGACUGAAAUACUUUAUAUGGAAAAAGAAGAAAACAGAAUAAUAUCCGAACACCGUUUGAAACCAAAACUGUACAGACAUGGAAGGGGAAGCAGAGAGUCAAGCCAACAGUCGAUUCAACCGGAUUUACCAAUGGUUUUUAUGUGGUUUGAGUUUUACCGUACAGUUCCUCGUGCUCGGUUUUUACAAGGGAUUCGGCUCAAUAUAUGUAGCCCUACAAAAUGAGUUUCAGGAGAGCGACGCCCUUACCGCUUGGACUGGAUCAAUAUCCUUUGCAUUGACCUACAUGCUAACGCCACUGACAUUCAAGAUCUGUACCAAAUAUGGAUUCCGGAUCACCAUGUUUGUUGGCUCAAUCUUUUAUGGCCUAGGUCUGUUGACCUCCUCAUUUGUCCCGGGUAUUCCAUACCUUUAUUUGACAUUUGGAGUUCUCUUUGCCAUUGGCCAAAGUCUUUGCUUUAGCGCGUCAAUCCUGAUCCUGCCCGAAUACUUCACAAAAAACUGGUCUUUGGCUCAUGGGAUAGCACUAUGUGGCAACAGCAUUGGUGCACUGGCACUCGCCCCUAUAAUGGAGAUAAUCCUUACAACUUACGGAUUCAAACUUGGGUUUCAAAUGGCUAGUGGAGCAGCAAUCUAUAUAAUGAUUGCAUCAAUGUUCUACAUAAGGCCUAAGAAGAGCAAGCAAACAGAAAAUACACAGGGACCCAAGAAAGAAGGAGCAAGACCAGUGCUUCCUCUGAAGAAGAACAAGGCUUAUAUCACAUUCAUAACUGGUACUACGCUGAUGCAUUUUGGGUAUUACAUACCUUUUGUUCAUUUGGUACGUAUGGCAAUAGAUCUAGGUGUGCCAAGUACAAAAGCAGCACUUCUCCCUGGCUACAUGGCAUUGGCUCAGUCAACAGGUAAAGUCAUCCUUGGAAAAAUUGCAACAUUCCCAAAGGUAGACAAAAUCAUUAUGUACCAAGUUGCUCUGCUGGCCAAUUGCCUUGCGACAACAACCUGCCCAACUAUUACAACAUAUACUGGUCUCAUUGCAUAUGCUGUUGUGUUUGGCUUACAAGAUGGUUGCACUUCAGCAAACAACAUGUUAGUUAUUGGUGACCUUGUUAGCAAGGAUCAACUGUCAUCUGGGUACAGUGUUUUUCUCCUGACUUCGGCAGCCUCAUUCCUCCUUGGCCCGCCAGUAGCAGGGCUCCUCUAUGAUAUGACUGGAACAUACUCAUUAGCAUUCUUUUUCUCUGGUGGAACUGCAGCACUUGCAAUUUGUGUUUUAUUUCAAGUGCCAAUAUUCAAAUCUACUCAAGGAAAUCCUGACCAAAUUCCUAAGUUGUUGGAGAAGAAGGAUGAAGAGGCACAGGUUCUGGUUGAUGCAGGAACCUCAUCGUCAGAGAAAGAUAAUUCAAAGCCAUCUAGCAGAGGAGAUUCAAAUGAAUACCUUCACAUGAGCAUAGAAAACAAGACCAAGAAUGCCCAUAUGUACCUAAGAGCAGUUUGGAAUAAUGAUAGGACUGUUUUGAUGAUGCCUGAUGACUCGUUCAGUCAGAAGAAAAAAGCAGCAUCAGUGAACAAUCUGCUAAUGUCAACUGCUGUUUUCCCAUUGAUCACCACACAAGAGGAUCUUGAGGGGUCAAUUGAACCUGAAACCGGCAUUUAAACUUGCAAGCGUAAAACUUUUUGAGAGAAAUAGAUCCAAUUUGAUAACAUCAAAAGGAAUAAUUCAGUUGAUACACAGAUAUGUCAGCAAAGGCUCAGUUCAUACAAGACAUUAAAGUAAACCACACUGAAGCCUAUACAGUUUAAGCAAACAUGUUUUAGAGUUUGCUUUGAGCUAGUAAGAGGCUGACCACAAAUGAUAUCUGAAACAACACUCUACCCCAAGGAAGAGGGAUAGCAACAAGCCUUGUUUCAGAGCCUGUUCAAAAUGUUACGUAAUUCUACCGGAAACCGGACAAGAUAGAGCCCUGAACAUCUCUUUGAAAUAUUAAUUUGGCAAAUGUGUUUAGUCUACAUUAUGAAUACACAAUUUAUGGCAGGUUAGCGAUAUGCAAUCUAGAAUAAAAUGUUUAACGGCCUGUUUGAGCUGCUGUAAAAACUUGAGCAGUGCAAUUUUUGCAAUGUAGUUUAGCUUCCCAGUAUCAUAGUUAGGGGGAGGCAAAGACAUUUUUAAAAAGGGCUUUUCCUGGUGUUCUAAAGGUUGUGAGCUUCCAUUUCCCCUCACUGAAUUUGCCUUAGCCCCCUGCCCCCAAACUCUACCAUCCUGGCUAUGCGACUGAGAGUAUGUCCUGUUUUAUCACAUCACCUUGCUUGAAGUUCAAAGAUAUCAUUUAAAAUAAUUUGAUUAAAUGUAGCAGAAUUAUAGUAUAUACUUAUAAUUUAAGAAAUUUAUCAUGUUCGAUAUAUCUUCAGUUUACAGCAACUCAAAUCUUGGCUAUCCCUAAUAGCUUUGGUUGGAGCAAACAUUUGUCAGCUGUAUUGUGAAUGAGUUUAAGAACAACUUGUUAUGAACAUCUUCCAGUUCUUAACAAGAAUAUUUUGCAAACUUUUUAGAAUAUCUAGUUUAACUUGUUUUACUUUGUGUUUUCAAGAAUAUCAGUUUCAGGAAAACCAGGUUCCUUUAGUUCUGAAAUGUAAAAAAACCCGAUUGCCAUUAUUCAGACAAAGCUUAUCUUUUAAGAGACUUUUCUAAAUCACUGGCUAUACCAGCCACCAGUUCAAAUAUUGUAUGUUAUCUCUUAAGUGUAUAGUAACUUAUGGUUUUCAAAAGCUGUAUUGCCCUGAGAGGAUUGCGUUAGGAUAGCAUUUUUUCUAUCCUUCUGUCUAGGAUAGCAUUACUAAAUUAAUUAGCAGUAAAUUAACCUUUCUAAUAUUAUUGAAAUAGAACAAUUUUCCAA
Messenger RNA from Rhopilema esculentum, 3458 nucleotides. Its product is annotated as monocarboxylate transporter 13. The record is from RefSeq and is a predicted model, not a curated record. Gene Ontology annotation, biological process: transmembrane transport. Gene Ontology annotation, molecular function: transmembrane transporter activity. NCBI's taxonomy places the organism in Eukaryota, Metazoa, Cnidaria, Scyphozoa, Rhizostomeae, Rhizostomatidae.